Messenger RNA from Salarias fasciatus (jewelled blenny), 1024 nucleotides. RefSeq lists its product as uncharacterized. NCBI's taxonomy places the organism in Eukaryota, Metazoa, Chordata, Actinopteri, Blenniiformes, Blenniidae. The record is from RefSeq and is a predicted model, not a curated record. Gene Ontology annotation, biological process: regulation of transcription by RNA polymerase II. Gene Ontology annotation, cellular component: nucleus; transcription regulator complex. The coding region runs from base 49 to 870 and encodes 273 amino acids. Gene Ontology annotation, molecular function: DNA binding. The transcript has 2 exons.
GGCUGCCGCUUCCGCGUCCGCGCAGCUCAGACAGCACGCGAGCGCAAAAUGGACGAUAAGUUAAUAUUGUCCGUAUUUAAAUACCCGGAGCUGUAUAAUGUCACUUUACCGAAUUACCGCUGCACGGAAAGUCGUGCGAGUGCGUGGAGGAGCAUCAGCAGCGAGUUGGGUCUCUCGCCUGAGGAGUGCAAAAGAAAAUGGAAGAACAUGAGGGACAGGUAUUUGAAGGAAAUCCGAACGGAAAUCAAAAGCAAGAAGCAAGGCGAAGUCAUCCAGAGCAAAUGGAAAUACAGGCAGCUCAUGAAUUUCAUUGCCCCUUUCACCGGCUCAAGAAGCGGAGUGGCGGAUAUCUGUGGCAACGACGACGACCAGGACACUCCCGACAUGGACUCUGUGGACGGAGAGACCUCUUUGUCAGAGGUCAUCAAGGCACCGCAGAGCAUCACAAAGAUCCCCGUGAGUCCGCCAGAAAUCAAGUCGCACAUGACAUUUGUAAGCCAGAUCCCGUCGGCAUCUCAAGACACACAGCUGGCGCAGCUGGCCGCUCUGGCCAAGAUGCCGUCGGGCCAGCAGAUGACCCCCGCCAACAGCACCGGACGGAAACGGCGGGCGCCGCAAGAGUCACUGACGCCAUCUUCGCAAAACGCUAACUCUGCAAAAUGGCUCCUCAAAGACAAUGGAGCCUCGUUCCCCGCCAGGCCGAGGGACGAAGAUGAAUUGUUUCUGCUGAGCUUCGUCCCGGCUCUGAAGAGACUCGCGCCACAGAAAAGGUGCGAGACGAAAAUGAAGAUCCAGCAGAUUAUGUACGAGGCGGAGUUCAACGUUGCACAGUCAGACGAACAAAAGCUGGACUCAGAAAUGCCAAAUUAACUGGAGUGGACUUUUUUUUUUCUACCGUAUUUGUUUUGUUUGUUUGUUUUUUUAAAUCUCCACAAAAUGAACUAAAUUUGUCUUUAUAGCACAGAGUUGUUGAUCAAAGUAGAACUGUAAAUCAUGUGAAACACUGCUUGGUGUCUUAAUUUGU